AUGGCAAACGAAACUACACCAUUGGUAGCACGACCUGCCCCAGGCUCUAAGAAUCGUGCCUCGGGUACGACGGGCUCUCAUGCUAGAAAACGUCGAAGCACUAUGAGAAGCAAGAAACACAAAGCUACCAAGACUGGGCCGCCAGUCCUCGGGAAUAUUUUCGAAGCAAAAGACGAACCAUCAUCUCGACCCGAGCGCCGUGUCAAGUCAUGGAUGUACACACUUUUGAAUCCAAAGUCAUUACAACUCCACGCUGUGAUCUUCAAGUACUUUAUUGCUACCAUCAUUGUGGCAGACUUUCUUUUUUACGUUGUCUCUACAGAACCUGUCUAUCAAAAGGAGCUUCCUCCUUUGUUUGCCUGGGAAGAAGCAAUCACGUCCUACCUUUUUCUGUUUGAAUACAUUGCUAGGCUGUGGACUAUCACGGAGCACCACAAGUACAGGGGUCAAAUCACUGGUCGAUUGAAGUAUCUUGUUUCCUAUUCGGCCUUGAUUGAUCUCUUUGCCACCAUGCCCUAUUUCGUGGAAGAGUUCACUACCUACGAACUUCCUCAGCUGACUUAUCUCCGUACUUUUCGAUUGUUUCGCAUUCUCAAAACUAAUUCUUUUAUGAAAGCCGGGGAUGCGGUGCGACGAGUUUUGUAUUACAACCGACAAAUCAUGACGCUUUCAGUUUUUGUGGGGCUCUACAUGAUACUAUUUACAAGUCUUCUAAUGUACCAACUUCGACCCAGAGAAACCGAAAGUAAAGAAUUCGAGUCUAUCCCGUCGACCAUGUACCUCGCUACGCUCAUGCUCACUGGUCAAGGAGGACCCGAAGGAGAUUUACCUUGGUACACUAAGGCGGUUGUUUUGGUGACCUCUGCAUUUAGUAUCGGUAUGUUUGCCAUUCCAGUGUCCAUGUUGACUUGGGGAUUUGAGGCCGAAGCGGAAAGAUGUGCCAAGCGAAGCCGUCAACUGGCCAAGCGAGAGGCAUCCACCAAUAACAUCGAUGAUGUGAGUACUGACGAAUAUUCGACGGAUGAAGACUAUCAGAAAAUCAUUGCUGGAGUAGAGUCCUCAUCAUCGUCUGAUGGCGACGACUCUGCGAUUGCUAGGGUAAUGAAAGCUGCCUUUGAUACAAGCGAUGUGGAUGGAUCUGGAUCCAUUUCCUUUGAAGAAUUUAUGAAGCUAAGUCAAUCGCGAACUCUGGAGGCGGCAUCAUUGGAAGGCAGAGUUGCGGUGUUGGAAGACAAGCUUGAUGAAGCUAUUGACAAGAUUGAUAAGCUUUGCAAGCACUUUGCUGUUCGAACCUAA
Molecule: messenger RNA, 1296 nt
Organism: Cylindrotheca closterium
Lineage: Eukaryota; Bacillariophyta; Bacillariophyceae; Bacillariales; Bacillariaceae
Source: the annotation of a GenBank genome assembly